Molecule: messenger RNA, 3324 nt
Organism: Ostertagia ostertagi
Lineage: Eukaryota; Metazoa; Nematoda; Chromadorea; Rhabditida; Trichostrongylidae
Source: the annotation of a GenBank genome assembly
AUGGUGGCGCAGUAUCUUCCACCAGAGCAGGAACGUCGUCAGUCUAAUGAGGACAUUGAUACUAGUACUGGAACAAAUGCUGGAUCUCCAACAGGUAAUGGAGAUUCUCUCAGUGUUGCGGGAGCGGCAAUUUCCACAGUGUCAUCAGGCACUAUGUUAUGGACCCGACAAUCUGGUAUUGGCGCUACACCUUUGGAAACUAAGGAAGCCUCAUUCGCUCAAUCAAUGCGAAAACCACCAUCUCUGCUUUGUGUGAAUGAACUAUAUCUUCAGCAUGAAAAUCGACCUGAUACUGAGGAUAAUAUAAGAGCUAACCUACAAGAAGAAGAAGACUCUGGCCCUGACUGGUUUCGCAACAUGGAUCCUGACACGCUUAUCCCAAUCAAGGAUGAUAAUGACAAUAUAAGAGCUAACCUACAAGAAGAAGAAGACUCGGGCCCUGACUGGUUUCGCAACAUGGAUCCUGACACGCUUAUCCCGAUCAAGGAUGAUAAUAAAGUACGAGAAAGCGAAGCGUGUACGACAGAAAACCAUUUUGACCCUCUUUCGAAUAUCCGUUUGCGUGCACGUGGCGAGAAGUACAAACCGAGAACAAGCGCCUCAUCUGUCAAAGCUUCAUUAUCACUUUCUCCGUCGAAGACCCAACUCGAUGAUGAUAUCGAACGAGCCUUUGAUCUCAGGGCUGAACACUUAUUGUCAUAUCUCUGCUCUCGAGAGCGAUUGCGUGACCUCAGGUGGAAACCAAUCAUUCUGAAGCUUGCCAAAGAAAUAGCACAUACUGUGAAGGUUGAUGUUGCGAAGAGACACGACAACAUGAACAUUGUGAAUUAUGUACAUGUCAAAAAGCUGUAUGUGGAUUACGAGGAGCCUCAAACUGAGCUUCUGUGGGGUGUUGUAUGCAGCAAAACUGUUUCGCAUGAGUCCAUGGCUCAACCCUUGCGAGAUGCGUCUGUCAUGAUUGUGGCAGGUUCUAUAGAAUACGAAAGGGUCCAGGGACGUCUGUCUACACUCGAACCUAUCUUGAAUCAGGAGGGAGAAUUCCUCUCAAAGCAGGUGGAACGAAUACUAUCGCGGCGUCCUUCGGUGUUAUUGGUGGAAGGUGGUGUGUCGAGACUGGCAGCAGAUUUGUUGUGUGAGGCAGGUGUACGGCUCGUGUCGGAUUUCGAACAAGCUCUCGCAGAGAGUGUUCUAUCUGCCUCACCGUUUAUUGACUACGAGCCUCCUUAUUUGGGAAUUGCUCAUUGUUGCCGUAUUUUAACGUGCCAGUCUAUCAGUUCUUCACAUGCAAAAGAUUUCGAUGCACGCCUGGCAGAGGAGGAAAACGAAGUUCAACGAAUUCUCGACAAACAGCAAAACAUUCCUGUCCCCGAGGCCCCUCGUCAUUAUUAUGCGACUUGCGGCGCUCGUGACGCCGACAGUGCUGAACAUCUCAGCUCGUUUCGAGCCUUCAGUGGGGUUCUCUUCAGAAAGCGUCUCCAGCUGCGAAAGACGAAAGACGCGACGCGAAGGAAUAGUAAGGAACGGCAACGGUCGGGACGGCAUGAUAUGCUCGAUCCCUAUGUCCACCAACGAGUAGCCGUUCUUUUUGGUUCCUUCUCUCCAAAAUCGCCAAACGCACCCUAUUUCUGUGUUCGUCCUUGGGUAGUCAAUAUGGAAUUCUACGGACCUCACGACAUGACUCUCGGAGAGUUCCUCACAAAAUUCUGCUUCAACAAAUCGUACGAGUGCGCAUCAUCCAACUGCGAGGUUCCUAUGCUCGAUCAUUCCAGAAAGCUGGUUUACGGGCGCGUUUGUGUUGAAGUUACCACCCAGAUUGUUGUCAGCGGUUCAGAUGAAUCUUCUAUUGCCAAUGCGUCUCCAUCGCAGAUUUUUGCAUGGAACUAUUGCGAUGGGUGCAAGUUGUCAUCUCCCGUCGUGCCGGUGAACUCAUCUGUUUGGCAUUUAUCGUUUGGGAAAUAUCUCGACUACAUCGCAUACACGGGAUUCUCUAAGGUUCGCCCUUACGAUGUCCAGUUUUCCCCUGUUCAAUGUCGCAUUGUUCCGAAUCAGUACAGUAAACAAGCUCUUCUGGAUGGUGUUACAAGAAUGGCUUCAUUAGCGGAUGAUAUUGUUCGAACGGCAGAAGAUCGGCUGCGUUUGUUCACACAACAUGACCACUAUGGGCAGUACGCUGGUACCUUCCAUACUGUGCUUCGUCAAGUAGUUGAGAAGACUAUUGCCUUGAUCGCAGAAAAACGUGAAUAUGCAGAAGAACUGACCUCUGUUGAUCGAGUCAUCAUCCCUUCAAAUGACAUCUAUGCCGUCAAGGCUAAUGAAGCCCUAAUGCGUAUCCGUGAAGCUAUCUACCAACUCAUAACAACAUGGAACGAUCAGAGCACAGUGCUCGCAGCAACAGUUCGUGCCGUAAAAAAGAACAGUGAGGAUAAUGGCGUAGUUUCCGAAUCGACUGAUAUCGGAUUGGAGCGAAUAGACGACCCAUUCCCAACUUAUCUACAUCUUGGUCUCAAACUUCAGCCGAGAGUUGGUGUUGUUGUUCGCGAUAUCAUGGACUCGAGAGGGAAUUACAAACCCGACAUAGGUAGCAUUAUUGCGUACGCGCUUUCAUCAGCAGAUUACGAGGAAAAUCGCAGGAAGCAACGAGAUGCUGCUAAAGGAGAACAACCACCACUUAAUCUCAAUUCCAGCAGUGUUGCAUCGGAUGAGCAGGCACUGGCCGCAGAACAUCUUGAGAUAGAGUUCCAAGACAAUCAGGCUUCCUAUUACGUGAAGGCGUACUACGCAGCAAGAUUCCGCCUGUUACGUAAGUUAUUAUUCACUGAGGGUGAAGAAGCAUUUAUUCGUUCCUUGUCUCAGAGCACUUUCUGGACACCACAGGGAGGAAAAUCAGGAUCAUUCUUCUAUCGAACUCAGGACGAUCGCUUUGUUGUGAAGCAGAUGUCUCGGUUUGAAAUUCAGUCUUUUGUUGAAUUUGCCCCUCACUACUUUGAAUACGUGAAAACAGCUGUGGUUGAAAAUAAAUUAACGGCUUUAUGUAAGGUCUAUGGAGUGUUCCGAGUCGGCUACAAAAGCAAAUCCACGCAACUGAAAUUUGACAUUUUGGUUAUGGAGUAUUUGUUCUAUAAACACAAUGUUAAUCAAGUAUGGGAUCUGAAGGGUUCUCUAAGAAAUCGGAUGGCUUCAACGGGAAAAAGUACAUCAGAUCUAGUUUUGUUAGACGAAAAUCUGAUGAAGGAUCUAUGGAAUAAACAGCUUUACAUCUACCCGCAUGCUAAAGCCGCACUCAACCAGGCAAUCAGCAAUGACAGCCAUUUUCUGAGCUCACAG